This is a messenger RNA of Solanum pennellii, 717 nucleotides long. RefSeq lists its product as uncharacterized. Lineage: Eukaryota; Viridiplantae; Streptophyta; Magnoliopsida; Solanales; Solanaceae. Bases 1 to 717 code for a protein of 238 amino acids. The transcript has 2 exons. The record is from RefSeq and is a predicted model, not a curated record.
AUGACUUCACAAGAAACAGGGACAACUGAAGAGAUAAGGGUGUUAAAACAUCAAAUGGCAGAGAUGUACGAGGCUUGGAUGAGUGGACAACCUCCACCGUCUUCAAUCCGAGACGAUUUUAAUACAAAUAUGUCUCACCCUAUCCAGGUGUCGACAAGAGAUCCGAUAUAUCCCCCUGGAUUCAGCCCCUAUGCUAAUACAUUCAAUGUCGCUGGCACUUCUAUGCAUCCCGCAGCCAAGAUGAUGCCCAAAUCCAACAGUGAUCCUCCGCCCAAAGUUCGGCGUGAUCAGAGUUACACUCCUAAAGAGGCCAUUAAAAUUCCAAGCUCUCAUCCCUACAUUCAUCAGUGUAGUUCCCCUGUCGAAAUUGAGAAGAUGGUCAAGAAUGAGGAACAUGAAGAAAUGACUAAUAAAAUAAAGAGUUUGGAACAGAGUAUAAGAGAUAUGCAAGGACUAGGAGGCCACAAGGGCGUCUCGUUCAGUGACUUGUGUAUGUUUCCUCACGUUCAUUUACCUGCUGCUUUUAAAACUCCAAUGUUUGAAAAAUAUGAUGGUCACAGAGACCCCAUAGCUCAUCUAAAGAGAUAUUUCAACCAAUUGAGGGGUGCAGAGGGCAAAAGAAGAGUUACAUAUGGCCUAUUUUGGGGAAAGCUUUGUAGGGAUUGUAUCAGAAUGGUUCAUAGAUCAGGAUAUCACCAACUUUCACACAUGGGAUGA